Molecule: messenger RNA, 264 nt
Organism: Haemonchus placei
Lineage: Eukaryota; Metazoa; Nematoda; Chromadorea; Rhabditida; Trichostrongylidae
Source: the annotation of a GenBank genome assembly
AUGUAUUGCGCCCAGUGGUUGAUUCCAGUUCUACUGAUUCCAAAGCACUGGUUGCAUCCAUUGUUUCUGGUCGAGCAAGCACUUUUCAUGUGGUUUUAUAUUAUUGCUUUCUUUUUAGAACGCAGGCCUUGUCACAUAUGUUCGGCGAUUUUCUUCAUAGCUCUGGGAUUGCUUUGUUGGACCGACCCCGAUACCUGCAUCUUUUGGCCGACAUGCGAUCGUAAACUCAAUGGAGAGGUCAGUACUCCUUUUAUGACUUCGUAA